Periconia digitata is the source of this 540-nucleotide messenger RNA. Lineage: Eukaryota; Fungi; Ascomycota; Dothideomycetes; Pleosporales; Periconiaceae. The record is from the annotation of a GenBank genome assembly.
UAAUUCGACAUGGAGGACUCACAUAUUUCCAUCACUUUCUCCUUACAAUAGCAUUACCGCAUCACACACUCUUUUUUCCUCUUCAAGAUCCGCGCUGCUAUCAUCAUCAUCACCAACACGCUCCACCAAUCCCAUCCCAUUCUCCUCCUCUGUUCCUUAUCUCUAUUGUAUCUUUAUUUCCAUUUUUUAUUUAUUGUUUAGGCCCCCCGCCAGUCGGUGCAGUCUUACCGACCCAUGCCACACAUCCCUCUCUACCCAUCUCCCUCUCCACCAAAAAAACAAAUCAAAAAAAAAUCAAGGCAGAACACCAUACCUAUACUACAUCUACCCCCGUCGCUAUAUAGCACCCCGUUGCCAUCAAUCAUCGCUGAGAUACCUCCUCUUAUGCGCAAUUGCGCAUGGGAUUCUUGGUUGUGCAUGUUGUACGUCAUGGCGACGCAAUCGUCUCCUAUCCUAGCAUUUGAUGCUAUGCCAUCGUCUACACGCAUGUGCGUGUUGCCUUGUGAUUAUGCGUACGCUUUGACAGCUAAGGGGUUGUGA